AUGUGGAAAGCGGCUGUCUGCCUGGUCUUCGGCCAACAAGUACUUGCUUCUUCUGCAGUACCCGUGGUCUCUCUCGAGGGCUAUGGCUCGUUCCAGGGACUGUCGGUGAACACUUCACUGACAAACGAUACACUGCCUGCGGCAGUUGAUGCAUGGUUGGGCAUUGAUUACGCUGUACAGCCAGUGGGAGAGCGCAGGUUUCGUCCGGUCCAAGAUCGUCCAGCGGCUUUCAAUGGCACCCGAGCGGCAUCGUCGUGGGGCAAGGUCUGUGUACAGGACCCGAGCACGAUGCCAUACGAGCAGGACGAGGCUUGCUUGAGUUUCAAUGUGUUCCGCACAGCAGGCGUAUCGCUCGAUGAAAAACUCCCUACCCUCGUUUGGAUCCAUGGAGGCGGCUUUGUAGCUGGGUCGGCGCGUAGUCCCGAUGGUGCAUCGUUCGUGGCUUCGUCGCAGCAUCCAAUUGCCGCUGUCACGUUCAACUAUCGCAUCAACUCGCUAGGGUUCUUACCAUCGACACUAUUCGAGAAGGAGGGCCUGCUGAAUCUGGGUCUCCUAGAUCAGCGCUUUUUGUUGGAGUUCUUGCAGGAUCACCUGGCUUCAUUCGGCGGUGACCCGGACCAAAUCACACUUGGCGGACGCUCAGCAGGAGGACAUUCAACCGGUAUCCACUACUUCCACAACUACGGCAACGACACUGGCAAACCGCUGUUCGCUCGUGUCAUCCUCCAGUCGGGAUCUGUCACGGCGCGCGCGUUCCCGAAUGCGACCUUCCCACAGUAUCAGUCAGACUUCAAGCGUUUCAUGGUGGCGCUCAACUGCUCGACAAAUGCCACCAAUACUGCGGCGCUCAGAUGCCUCCGAUCUGCGCCAAUCGAUACCAUCCAAGCAAUCAGUGCUAAGAUGUAUGCUGAUGGAGCUCCAACCAUCGCGUGGCCAUUCCAACCGACCCUAGGCGGUCCUCUGUUGGAACGUCCUGGUUCAGUGUCGGGUAUCGAGGGCACAUUCUUCCGCGUUCCAGCCAUAACAUCCCACGUCAACAACGAGGGCAAGUACUACACCCCAGGAGACCUGGAGACAAACGACGACUUCCUCAACUUCAUGCUGACCACCAGUCCGGACAUGAACAUGACAGACAUCGCCAUCAUGAACGAGCUUUAUCCAGACCCCGUGGCGCAUUCAGAUUCGCCGUACAGCAGCUCGCCAAAUAGCACGCAGUACAACCGACUCUCGGAAGCUUGGUCGGAUUACGCCUACAUCUGUCCGAGCCGGGAAACGGCGUAUAGAGUAUCCAAGGCAGACGUUCCAAUCUGGCGUCUGCACUUCAACACCCCAGACACACCGCUGGAGUACGUGUCUUGGCGUGGGAUACCGCACGCUUCCGACACGCGGUACACGUGGGCAUCGCAGCAGGUGCCUUUCGAGCUUACUGGCCAGAUCUACCACGCAUAUCUUGCCAGCUUCGUCGCGACUGGAGAUCCGAAUACACUGCGCCUCGAUGGCACUCCGGAAUGGCCUCAGUAUGACGGCAGUAAGGGUGCCGAGGCUGAGCAGCUCUUGGUGAAUCCAGGCAACUUCACGGUUGUCGAGAGGGACUCAUAUCGCAGAGCCCAGUGCGACUUCUGGAACGAUGAGGAGCGUGCCGUGCGGCUGCACAAGUAG
Fulvia fulva is the source of this 1659-nucleotide messenger RNA. Its product is annotated as Lipase 1. The transcript is spliced from 2 exons. NCBI's taxonomy places the organism in Eukaryota, Fungi, Ascomycota, Dothideomycetes, Mycosphaerellales, Mycosphaerellaceae. The record is from RefSeq and is a predicted model, not a curated record. The coding region runs from base 1 to 1659 and encodes 552 amino acids.